AUCAAUAUCCGUGCCAUUCUACCACGGAUAGUGUAAUAACUGAAAGCGCCUCUAGACCUUCAUGUUACUUUAACCAACGAAAAUGUCAGAUUUUUAUUAAUCGUCACGAGUUUCUGUAUUUUCUUUUACUGCGCUCCUGUAGAGGACCAUUCAUUCCCAUUAGACCAUUUAAAUCUCACGGUCCACUUCACGGUAACGUCUGGUCAGCUCACUGGUGCGACUAAGAGUGGUGGAACUGUCCUCUAGGGGGCAGCAGGUGGGGACGGCCGUGCGGAGGGAAUUCACUCAUUCAUUGGCAGGUCAAGUUGCCGUAGUGUUUUUUUAAUACAGCGCUGUAUUCAUACAAGGCAAAAGGUCUUAUUUAAAUCUAUUAUUUGCCAUCUACUGUUUUCUUCCUCUUCGUAGCGCACGUGAAAUCUAUCUCCAGGUCUAAACCAUAUGCAAGACAUUGACAAACCAGUGGAAGUGUGAAAUGAUGACGCUGUGCCGGUUGUUGUGCGGGAAAGGCGGUUCUGCGGCGGUGUAAGUGCGGGCUGAGAGCGGAAACCGCCUAGUAAGGGUUAACGGCGGAGCGCGUCCCCGGCACCGCGAACCGGGGAGCUGCUGUGUGCGCGCAUCAUAACAAGCAGACAGCCGGCACUGCGCCCAACCCGACGGCUCAGGGAGGACCUCCAACACUCCUCACUGUCCACCGUCCGCCGGGCUGCUGGAGAUUCCCAGGACCGCGUCUGAUGCGCAAACCCGGCGGGGAUCCGGGGCAAUUUAACAGGCAUAUCGGACGCUGUUGAAAGAGUUUCCCGUCAGACCACAGCCGCGUAUCCUCCACUGUGCAGAUGUUUUAAUUUUAUUUAGAAAACGUGUUGGCAUACAUGGUAUAUAAUAUACGCGCGGUUUCUAGCGGAUGGGUUAAGGGGGAAAAUAAUAUUUCUAUGAAAAGCUUUAAAGGGAUUUAAAUUUUUCUUUUUCCUUUGGCAACCUGUUUGGUUAAUUGAACAAGUGAGCGGUGUUUUUCCUCUGCUGAAAUACUGGCAGUAAACACAGAUGGAGCUGCGUGUUUCUGACUGAGGCUCUGUGUGUAUCUCACGCACACAAACCCAGAAUCCUUCUCCGGACACCCCCGCAGUGUUUUCAAUAACACGUUAAGCGAAAAGCUGCACCGGCUUGACCUGACGGCGGUGUUUGGCUGCACGGAUCGGGUGCAGUGUGUGUGUGUGUAUCUAUGUGUCCCACCUCUGUGUAUUGCUGUUUCGGGUGCUGAAAUCAGCGGAUCCCCCUCAUCUACCGGCUUCUGGUCAUUCGUCCGGACUUGAAUCAAUUGGACUGCAUAAUGCUCCGUGCAAUCACAGAUUUCUUAAUUGCAUUUAAUAUCAUUUCGUCAUGAAUGAAGAACACUUCGGCUGUUGUGGGAGUUAUUUUUCUUGGACAAGGUGACGGAUUCGGCAGACUGAAAAUCGCCUGUUUUUUUACACCACGUUGAUGAUUUUUUAUUUUUUUAAGGAAAUCUCUGAAUGACGGACACGAAGAUGAACUCGGUGGUGACACGUCUCGGGACCUCCUUUUAAUCGACUGGCAGAAGGCUUCACAGCGAAUCUUUCGUGCACCUUUACACUGCAUCUGAGGAGCCCCCUGGAGGUGACUGGCUGUCACUGCAGCAGAGUGGAAAAGGCUGUCCAGGCAGCAUCGUUGGAUGGCCUCCAGUCUGAACCAGUGCAACACUCAUGAGCUGAACUGUAAGGUGAGAUGGACACCCAGCGAGGGCAUUCACUUGAUCCUUCGCCGUGACCCCACUGUGAUCCCACCCGCUUUGCUACACCCACCAGCUGGCAGGGUGAACAGUGGGGUGGAUGUCCAGUCACACCAUAUGGAGGUCAAAGGUCACGUCAUUGCGGAUGUGGGUCUAGCAUCUGCAGCAGAUGCCCAGAGCUGCCUAGAUAGCAAGCAGCUUGCGGCACAGAUCGUGGAGCUGCAGGAAAGGCAGCGGACCCUGCAGGCCCUGCUUGAGAGCCGCCUCGGAGAGCUGAGAUGGGUCUGUCUGCUGGAGGCGAAGCUGACUGGGGAGCUUCCCAGUGAGUUUCCCUUGGGAGAAGGGGAAAAGGCUCCCCUUGUACAGAACAGAAUGUCAGAGUCUCACUGCGUUCCUGCUCAGAAGGAAGAGGAAGAGGUUUGUCAGCGGAUGCAGAAAAAGGGCCUGCUCAGUGUCGCCCUCCGUAGGCAGAAAGAGGCACAGCAACAAGGCAGACGGACUGUCCAUCGAGGCUGCCACACAGAUGAAGUAGUGAAGACAGAGCUGUCUGCACUGAAUUGCACAGGACAAGACCACGGGGAUUGGUCCCCUGGCCCCGCCCAGGACCACCAACUGGCCUCUGGCCCGUGCAUGACCCCGGGGAGCCCUGACAAGCGGGUCUGCAGGAAACCUUCUCCUGUGGAGGCCUACGGCGAGAUGAGGCCCCGCCGUGGCUCCCUAGCCAGCUCUGACAGCCCGAGUCAGUCCCUCGCUCAAGGCGCGUCCAACACAGAGGGCAGGAGUGUCCCAGCUACGCCCCUGUUGUCCCGGCCUGUGCUCAGCAGCGUCCACUGGAGGUCCGAAGUUUUGGGUGGACCUGGGGUAGAGUGGACCACAGAUGGCCUGGAGUUUUCUCAGGGGGUGGGUCCAUUUCCUGGCUCGGUCCAGCACGGGGGGGCAAAGGCGCGUCGCAGUACCAGCUCAGAGGCCUUGUUGGAUCGUUCUGCCUACAUGGAGGAGGGACGGCGCCGGGCCGGGAUGCCGCCGCGGGGCGGGCCCUAUCGGAGCUCUGAGACUCUGACGGAUGGGCGGUCCCGACGCGGAGUCGCCGACGUCUCAGCAGGGCAAGGCAGGGCACGACCACCACUGGCUGCCCGCACAGUGGGAGGGGCCCACAGUUCCGCUCUCACUGACUGCACGUGGGGUAGGCGGCCUAAGGCGCCCCCCCAGCCACACCGCCAGCGGCAGCCAUCGGGGGGACCCGAGGACCGGUCCUCUCCAGGGUCAACUCCCAACGCACCUAAUGGUGACAGUUGCGCCCCCCCCGCUCAUGGCCUGCCGGGGGAGCUGCGACGAGCCAAGGUGACCAGGACCAAGUCCUGUGGGCCUCUUCUCUCCCAGCACCAGCAGGGGGUGCUCCUGUGCUCAGGACACCCCGACUCGCCCCUUGGCGGGGCCCCACUUGCCCGCAGGCCCCUGCGUUUCCCGAGCGCCGACGGCCCCCCGCGCGGUCUGCACAAGGCUCUGGCGCUGGAGGGUCUCAGAGACUGGUACCUGAGGAACAGCCUGAGCCACAUGACGGGCCCCGGCUCCGGCCUGCCCCGGCGGCCCAACCCCUCUCUGCACGGCUCUCACCCUCACCCACUGACACACCAGUCCCAGUCCCUGCAGUCUGAACAGGCCUACCUGCACCUACACAGCCCGCAGGUACACCUGUCGGCAACGUUUCAUGGACACCUGCUACACGGCAGGUCAAUGGAGUUCUCACUGUACCAGGACCUUGAGUCCAGUGCUGAUUCACCGGCUCCCGGGACUUUGGUUUAAGACACACAUGAGUCCCUGAACAUGCAGACUCACAUUAAGGGGGGGGGGAUAUACCUAGGUAUAGCAAGUGGGCAGGACCUGUCAUGGAUCAGCAUUCCUGCCCCAUUUGCAGAUCAGUAACGACUCACCCCCCCCCCCAACCAGAGAUUAUGGGUAACCCUACAAAAUCAAGUGUGUGUGUGUGUGUGUGUGUGUGUGUGUGUGUGGGUGGUGGGGGGUCGUCCUGAAGCUGGUGAAGAACUAGGAGGUAAUCCCCACCCUUCCAAGUCCAUUGCCACCAUACUGUUUACACUUUCAUUAAAAAAAUAAGUCUAUGUAUGAGGAUGGUACAGGCAGGUACAGAUAGGAUGCAGAUGA
This is a messenger RNA of Brienomyrus brachyistius, 3904 nucleotides long. RefSeq names its product coiled-coil domain-containing protein 120-like. The transcript has 10 exons. Lineage: Eukaryota; Metazoa; Chordata; Actinopteri; Osteoglossiformes; Mormyridae. The record is from RefSeq and is a predicted model, not a curated record. The coding region runs from base 1688 to 3547 and encodes 619 amino acids.